Molecule: messenger RNA, 888 nt
Organism: Phragmites australis (common reed)
Lineage: Eukaryota; Viridiplantae; Streptophyta; Magnoliopsida; Poales; Poaceae
Exons: 2
Coding region: 1-888 (295 amino acids)
Source: RefSeq, a predicted model, not a curated record
AUGGCUAUGCCUAUCACUCUACUUCUCUCCGGCGGCUGCCUGGUGCUCCCCACGGGCUGCUUCAAUGCCGCCUCUCAUCACAGUGGCCCCUGCGAGGCUCGCCUCCUGCCACUCGUGGCGACGGUGGCCGUCGCUCGUGGCGUCGCGACCCGCACCUCCACCUGCGGUGGUCAUGUCGUGCCCGCUACGGUGCCAGCGGCGACCCGCUCCCUGGCGGGCCUGGCCGGUGCGGGUAGCCACACCUCCCGCAGGGGUCACGCCACUGCCGGCUUCGGCAUCGCGUCUGUGGCGGUGGUGGCCGGCCUGAUCGGCGCAGGCGGGCACUCCCCCCGCGGUGGCCUCAUCGUGGCCGCCACCUCCGGUGAGCCGGGGGACAAGAAGGAAGAGCUUCACUUUACCUGCAUGACCAACCGUGAUGGUUUACAUGUCUCCAAGUUCCAGAGUAGCGCCGAGCAGGGUAUGGUUCUCAUUCGGAAUCUACGACGCAUGCAACCCUACUUCUCAAGCGAAAUCGUCCCUAGUGUUGAAUGGGCCGGCCGUUGCAUCUCCCGCGUCCUGCGCGAGGCCAAGGAAGAGUACGUACGAGCUGAGAAUGUGGUCGAAGCCAUGUACUCGCUCAAGCUUGUCCACGCGAGGCUCGCCACCAGUCGCAGCAACGUUCUGCCCUUCCCCGACCUCCCAAAUGGGGUGCCCAACACCCUUUCCUCGAACAACUACAGCCUCUACUACCAUGCCUUGGCCGAGAACUACAGAGUGCCACACAGAUCGGCUAGCGUUGGCGGCGAUCUUGCGUGUUGUUUCAUAGGAGAUGUUGCAGGCAUUGGCGACAAAGAACACAGCAAAAAGGAGGCAUGGGAGGUGAUCAAGGUGAUGCGCCAGGGUGUGUAG